Messenger RNA from Meloidogyne enterolobii, 1305 nucleotides. Lineage: Eukaryota; Metazoa; Nematoda; Chromadorea; Rhabditida; Meloidogynidae. The record is from the annotation of a GenBank genome assembly.
AUGACUGGAAUGGAUCUUCGUUCAAUUUUAGGCCCGGUAGCUGAUCAUUUAGUCCAAACAACUACCCCAAUUAGUUAUACAAGGCCUAUAAUGAAAAAUAAAUUUGUUGAUUAUGGAAUAUUGAGUUUGGACAAUUUCUUAAAUGGACGUUUUCGUUCAAUGCAAAGAAUACCUUAUUUGUUAGAAAAGGAGAAAAUGCUGAAAUUAAGAAAUAAUGAAACAUUGAAUACACAACCUCAUGAAAAAGAACAUGAAGAAGAAGAAAUUGAGGGAUCAGGAGAAGAAGACAAAGAAGAAGAAGAAAAACAAAUUGAAAAUAAGAAUAAUACUUUAAAAGAAUUAAAUUCUUCGAUUAAAGGAAUUCCAAAAACUAAACCAUUUAUUCCAAAAAUCCCUUUAUUAAAUUUUAAUAAUAAUGAAAAAGAUGAAUUAAUAAAUACAAAGAUAAAUAAAAAUAAAGAAAAUAAAAUAAAUGAAAUUAUGGAAAAUAAUGACAAUAAUAAUUUAAUUAAUAUGGAAGAAUAUCAAUAUGGAGCAAAACCAAAUAUGCAACAAGGAAUAUUAAAUACUUUACUUGACUUUUUUGGAGUUAAAUAUUUACAAGGAAGUGAAUUAGACAAAGUUUUGACUGACUGGAUAAUGGAAAAUACCCCAAAAUAUAUUAGCAAAAGUGAUAAAAGAGCGGGGAUUAAUACAAGUAGUUAUGAUGUAUUGAGAGGUUUACUUAGUCAACCUGUUCUACCUCUUUGCAGUUCACCUCCUCAAUUAGUUGAACAUUUUAAUUUGGAUGCAUUUAUGGGGCAAUGGUUUGAAGUUAUGUAUAGCCGCCCAUUAAUUUCUGCACCAUUAGAAUGUACAACAUUUUCAUUUAGGCCAAUAUUUAAAACAAAUCGAACAGAUAGAAUAGGUUCUUUGUUUGAAAUUGUUAAAUUUUCUAUUCCUCCAAUAAAAAAUUUAAAUAAUUUACAAAAACCAAAAAUAAUUUCUGGACAUGCUAUUUUAUCUAGACCUGGACAAAUUAUUUUAAAAAAUACAAAUGAACCUGAAGAAAUUAAUGUAAAUAUAUUGGAUGCCGGUUAUUCAAAUGAAGAAAAACGUUAUGAUUGGGCAAUUCUUGGUAUUAAUUGUAAUUAUCCUAUUAAAGUAAUUGCGAGAGAUCCAAUUACUUUUAAUCAGAAAUAUUCCCAACUAGCAAUGCAUAUAUUAGAAAAGAAAGGAUUAAUUAAUAAAGUUAGCCAUAUAUUAAAAUUUGUAACAAAUACAUAUCCAGAUAGUUGUAAAAUACCCACAAAUUUAUUUAUUUAA